Messenger RNA from Lycium ferocissimum, 513 nucleotides. RefSeq lists its product as uncharacterized. The record is from RefSeq and is a predicted model, not a curated record. Gene Ontology annotation, molecular function: nucleic acid binding. NCBI's taxonomy places the organism in Eukaryota, Viridiplantae, Streptophyta, Magnoliopsida, Solanales, Solanaceae. Bases 1 to 513 code for a protein of 170 amino acids. The transcript has a single exon.
AUGGUCGACAACUACAAGAAUUGGCACGAGCAGUUGCCUUAUGCUUUGUUGGGGUACAGAACGACAACCCGAACUUCCACUGGAGCAACCCCAUACCUCCUUGUCUAUGGUACAGAAGCGGUCAUACCCGCAGAAGUGGAAAUCCCUUCACUCAGGAUCAUCCAAGAGGCGGAGCUAAAGGAUGCAGAAUGGGUCAGAAAUUGUUACGAACAAUUGGCUAUGAUAGAUGAGAAGAAAAUGGUGGCAGUAUACCACAGACAGAUGUACAGGCAAAGGAUGUCUCGAGCCUUCAAUAAGCGGGUCAGAACCCGACUUUUCCAGAUUGGAGUACUCAUGCUCAAGCGAGUCUUCCCUCAUCAAGAGGAACAUAAAGGGAAAUUCGCGCCAAACUGGCAAGGACCAUACAUGGUCAGGAAAGUACUCUCAGGAGGAGCUGUAGUAGUAGCCGAGAUGGAUGGGCAAGAGUGUCCUAAAGCCAUCAAUGCGGACGCGCUCAAGAGAUACUACAUUUAG